UUAUAGCUCGAGUACGGAUUAUGAUCGAAUUGCAAACCCAUCCGAACCCUGCACAACAAUUUGGCGGGAAACUCCGAUCGGUGGCCACCUUCUGAGGGUCUCCCACUCUCUCCCUUUCGCUCGUUCUUCGUCUUCAGCCACGAGUAAUUAAUGUCGACUUCUGGAGGAUCAGAGGAAGCGUAUUCAAGAUGCUGAGUUCCUGUGAGUUUUCAUCCAUCGGCGGUGAUUGGCACGGCGAAUUAGCAGAAAUCGGUGUCUGCAAUGUCUUGCCGAAGGUUCUGGAAUCUUGAUGGAGUUUAGUGGUUCCGUAGCCGGAAGAUAUCAGACCAAUAGAAUAGAUGGCAACAAAUGGAAAAAAUGCAUGACUCAAUAUGUGAAGCGGAAGAUCAAGUAGUAUGCGAAUGUUUGAUUAUUAGAAUAGGCGAUGGAACUCGGAGAAGUGGAAAGCAAAUGCUAGAAAAGGGAAGGCAACUACAAACAGACUCACGGUGCAUAUCUGCAUGUGAACAUGCACACUAGCUGGACGAGGAAGCGAAUAUUUUCAUCAUUAGCAUAGCCGAUGUAAGUCGGAGAAGUGGCAAGCAAAUUUCAGACAAGGAGUGUCAACUACGUGCGGAAUCAUUAUGCAGUUGCGAGUCAUAUCCAUAGAUCAUAGAUGUCCGUCGAAUGAAUGUCGGGAUAGCCCUUAGGUUCAUGGAGAAACUCAGACGGUCGUCCGUGCAUAGCAACUCCCCAAGUGAAACACGGGAAGCAGGGUCAUUCGGUGACUGCAAGAGCCACAUUGUGGAUAACGUGGUCCUUUUACGUGAUUGGUACUUGAUAAAAUCACCAAAAGCACAUAUGGGGAAAAGAUUAGCUGUUGGAGGCAUAUUAUCAAAAGGGGAUCAGGGUGUAAAUAAUUUCGAAUCAGCUCCUAUCAUUCAAAGAGUUAAUGCCUCUAGGCUUAGGACAGCAGAUGGACUCACUAUUCUGCUCUUUGGGCUUAUUGAUGGACGAAGGACCUCUGAGAAUGGCUUUCCAAAUGAGGCACUAAGUUUUUUCCAGAUUGGAUUUCCAUUUACAUGGGAAUUUCUUGCCGACGGAUACAUCAGUAGUGAUGAUACUUCUUGCAGUUCUUUAGGACAUGCUAACGAUGUUAAUGAACUGAUGCAUUCAGCUGGUAGAGCAAAACAUGUGAGGAUAUUCUCAGAUGCUGAAAAAUGGAGCAAAAGUGAUUCUGCUAGUUGGCCAGAGAAUGACAGAUCAAUGCAGAGCUCUUUUGCCAGGAAAGUUGAAGAUAAGUGUGGUUCGUUCUUGAAAGAUCCUGCCUUACAAGUGGGCUCAAAUCCAAAGAAUCUUAGUCCAUCUGAUGCAUGGAAAAGCGAAGACAAGGGAAGUGUGCACAAGUAUAAUAUUUCUUUGGCUGGGAGUGCUUUAGGAAAUAUUCGAAAGCUUGAUGAUGAUGGAAAAAUACAUCCUGAUGAUGGCGAUAGAUGUGUAAAAAAUUAUUUGGAUGAAGCCACCCCGAAUCAAACAUUGUCGGACACAUUGAAGAGCAUCUCGAUGAGUAUCUCAUAUAAAAAUAGAGGCCCACAACCAGAACAUGAGUGUCAGCAUGUAAACAGUGGGAUGGAAGAAAAUUCGGCAGAUAAACCUUCUCAAAUGAAGGGCACAGGGACAAUCUCAAUGGGCAUCUCAUAUAAAAAUAGAGACAUGCAACCAGACCUUGAUUGUCAGCAUAUAAACAGUGAUUUGGAAGAAAAUGCAGCAGAUAAACCUUCUCAAAUGAAGCACACAGGGAAUUCCUAUUUUGUGUCUGUUUCGGUGGAUCAGCCUGUAGAAACGAUACCAAAUACUGUCAUUCACCCUCGCAGUCCUGAAGUUGGAUAUGCAGCUAAUACUGGUUGUAUUGGCUUGUCGCAACCUCCUGAAUGCAGCAAUAACAUGUUAAAUGCAAAUAUUCCUGUAGAGAACUUAGGGGGUAGGGAAAGUAAUGUUGGCAAGCAUCCUGAAAUACAAAAAGUUUCUUGCUCAGAGAUCAUGUACCUCACAGAAUCAGGAAUAGUAAUGCCAUUAGCUACUAAGUUUAAUCGCGUGCCUGCAAGGUUGUCAUGUAGUCCUGUUGUUUUAGCACAUAAAAAGUUUCCAUGUCAGCCAUGUAAAGGUAAUGCAGAAAAUGCAAAAGGUGGAGUCUUUGUAGGAAAUUCUGUUGGUGAAAGGAUUAGAGAUGCAGCAAAAUUAGUUAUUGAAGGAUGCACAACAAGAUCAAAUUCUAAAAUUGUCAAAGAUGAGCAUGUUGAAUCUGAAAAUGACAGUUUAUUGCGGAGCCCUGUAAAGAGAACUAAGACAUGCCAACUUGGUUUGUCUAAACAACUACCACAAAGAGGUGCACUGUUGAAGUCAGAGACAAUCAAGGUCACAAGCAAAGAUGCAUCACCUGUAACUCCGAGCACAAGGAGAGUGACAAGAGCUAGGGCUAAGUCAACUUCUUUUGAAGGCCUUGAGAAAGAAGAACAGAAUGGUGGUUCUGGUCUGAAGGAUGGUUACAACAAGGAUGCCACUAUCCCAAUGGAGUGUUCUAAGGAUGCCUUUCUUGACAUGGAUGGAAACACAUCAGGUGCAUCCGAGUUUGGAAUUGGGGGAAACAAAGAUAAAAUGAGGUUAGGUGCUGAAACUAAUGAUAGCAGACACCGAAGUACUACAUUGAGAGCUACGUCAAGUAGCUUGAGGAGCUCACAGAAGGAGGGAAAACGGGGCCGUUCUACCCAGCAGGCUGCUAAUGGAGAGGAUGUCUCUACCUCAAUAAGCUGCUCUCAGGAUACUGUUUUUAACAUGGACAGUAGAAGGUCAAACUCUUCUGAGUAUGAACCUGGAAAAAACAAAAAUAAAGUGGGGUUAGAUGCUAAAAAUUCUGAUAGUGGUCAAAGAAUUACUAGAUCAAGGGCUACGUCAAGGAGCAUGAGGUGCUCUCGGAAAGGGGGAGAGGGAGACUGUCAUAUUCAGAAGGAUACUAGUAACAUGGAUGUCACUGCUUCAAAAAGCUGUUUCAAGGGAGCUUUAUGUGAGAGGAAGUCUGGUGAAACCGAGAUGCAUGUCCAAUAUGCAUGUAGACCCUUUGUUCCUUCCGGUAGUGCAGAAAAAUCAUCAUCUGCACCUGGAAAAGCACUCAAUUUAAAGAUGUCCAGUUCAGGGCGACUUAUUGUUCCUCCUUUGGCUCAUUGGCGCAAUGAACAGAUUGUAUACGAUACGGAAGGGGGAAUCACUUGCAUUUUUGAUGGCUCACAAUUUAUAAGGCGACCAGCAGGCACCCAUUCAGGUCAACAUGCUAACAAGAAGCAGAAAGCCGCAUAGAUUGUAGAUCCUGCCGUCGGACAUCGUGCUUCUUGAAGUUGUCUUCUUGGCGGAUUGUAACUAUUGGUACAUAUGCAGUUUUUGGAUAUGUUGCAGUAAUUGUAAAAUAUCUUGGGGGUGUUUAUUCUGAUAAUUUUGUUCUCUUGGAUA
Messenger RNA from Nymphaea colorata (pocket water lily), 3480 nucleotides. RefSeq lists its product as uncharacterized. NCBI's taxonomy places the organism in Eukaryota, Viridiplantae, Streptophyta, Magnoliopsida, Nymphaeales, Nymphaeaceae. The transcript has 11 exons. The record is from RefSeq and is a predicted model, not a curated record. Bases 667 to 3330 code for a protein of 887 amino acids.